AUGUGCUUCCUUUCUUCCGCAUGCUGCGCAGCGAUCACGACGGCGCGCCCUGUGAAGGACAAGAAUGACAAGAAUGACAAGAAUGACGGGAAGGAGGGACCCUUAGAUGCGGGUCCGUGCCCUCUACCCAAGCCGAAAGAGGCUGAGGCUCUCGGGAAUCUGACGGCAAUUCUUGCGGCGCGGCUGAACGGAUCCAGCGUGGUUGGGCCACAGGGCGACGCCAACGCCACCGAGCGAGUCUGCCUUGCCGUCUUCCAGCUAGACGACGACUACAACGUCUUCUACAGUGUCAUCACCUCCACCUCCGACGAAGCCGAGCCGUUCGGCGCGACGAUCUAUCAAGGCGCAGCAGGAGAGGCGGGAACCGCCGUUCAUAAUACUGUCGUGGCAGGAGAAACAGCCACGUGGGCGAAUCUUACCCGUCCACCGCCUCCCCCGCCCAAGGGCAAGAAGAACAAGGGCACACCGCCCCCUCCACCGCCUCCGAAGUACACUUAUGGCACUAACGCAACAUGGCUUAAAGCGAGCACAGUGUCCACGAUCGGCGGGCAUACUUUAAAGGAACUGGUGGAUGCGAUUAUAGCGAAGCCGGAUGCGUACUACGUGACAUUCGGGACAACCGAUUAUGAGUCGGGUGCAGCGCGGGGGCAGUUUCAGUCGGACCCGCUUCCGCCGCCGCCUAAGGACAAGAAGGACAGAAAGGAUGGAGGGAAAAAUGGUGGUGGGAAGAAUGGUGGGAAGAAUGGUGGUGGGAAGGAUGGUGGGAAGAAUGGUGGUGGGAAGGAUGGUGGGAAGAAUGGUGGGGGCAAGAAUGGAGGCGAUAAGUUCGGCACUUUUGCCGGUAAGCCUAUACUACAGGAAGACGUCUCUGGCACUCUUGCCUCGCCCACUCUUGCCUACCCUACCACGACUCUUGCCGCUAGGAAACAUCCACCCACCGUGCCCCCUCCGGUUCUCCCG
Closterium sp. Naga37s-1 is the source of this 960-nucleotide messenger RNA. The record is from the annotation of a GenBank genome assembly. NCBI's taxonomy places the organism in Eukaryota, Viridiplantae, Streptophyta, Zygnematophyceae, Desmidiales, Closteriaceae.